GAAAAUAGAGAUGGAGGAAGAAUCACCAACAACAACACAUCCGUUUGUUGUAGCGACCAAGGAGCUGUCUUUGUCGAAGCAAACGUUAACUGCAACAUGUCCCAAAUCCUUAAAGAACCAGACAGUGAAAUUUUGACGAAACUCCUUCCAUGUUCUGUCCUAUGCACUGAGCCAGUCGAGGAAUAUUCUCAGAUUGUUGCACAAGCCAACGUUUUUAACUGUGGUGGAAUCGUGAUCUCUAUUUGUCUGCUUCACAAACUCAUGGAUGCAACAAGUAUGAGCUGUUUUCUUACAUUUUGGGCCUCAAUCAAUAAAGGGUCGUCUUUUGAUUCUUCUUUUUGUAAUGAUAUUGUAUGUUCCAACUACAAAUUAGUGUCUUCUCUUUUCCCACAAACAAAUUCUUCCUCUUUUGAUCAUUCAAGCGUGCAACAAGCCUUCUCAAAAUGUGAAAAGAAACGGCAUUUCAAAAGGGUUGUGUUCAAAUCGAAGGCAAUAUCAGAUCUGAAAGCCAAAUCCAAGUCCAAAGAUGUCCCAAAUCCUACAAGUGUAGAAGUUUUGAGUGGCUUCAUUUGGAAAUGCAUCUGGGAAGCUGCAUCAGCGCCAUCUAUUUUGACACAUGCAGUGAACUUACGAAAGAGAAUAACAGUGGAGCCAUCGCUGCGUGAAGUCUGCGUGGGAAACAUUUUUUGGGUCAUUGUGGCUCAUUAUUUAGCAGAGGAAGAAAAGCAAGUGGAGGUUAGUGAAUUGGUGAGUUUGUUGAGACAUUCAUUUGCAGAAAUCAAUGGUGAUUACAUACAAGGGAGUGGAGAUAUUGUUAAGUUGAUGAAGGAGAGGAAAAAGUUGCUGUGUGAAGCUCCAAAAUUGUGCAUAUUUACGAGCUGGAGAAAUAUUGGUUUUAAUGAAGUGGACUUUGGGUGGGGAAAGCCCAUAUGGGUUGCUACUGCAGGAGAUUCAAAUGUGACAAAAGAUAAUAUUGUUGUUUUGUUGGAUGCCAUAUCAGGUGAUGGAGUAGAGGUAUGGAUUUUGCUUGAUGAAGAGGAGAUGAAGCUUUUAGAACAAAAUCCAGAGUUUCUUGAGUUUGCAUUGUUGAAUCCAGUUAUUCCUCUACCAUGAGAAAAGUUGAUGAAUUUGAAUAUGAAAUUCAAUACCUCUUGGUUACUCAUGUA
Messenger RNA from Momordica charantia (bitter melon), 1166 nucleotides. The record is from RefSeq and is a predicted model, not a curated record. NCBI's taxonomy places the organism in Eukaryota, Viridiplantae, Streptophyta, Magnoliopsida, Cucurbitales, Cucurbitaceae.